Messenger RNA from Suillus paluster, 2014 nucleotides. RefSeq lists its product as uncharacterized. Gene Ontology annotation, biological process: ubiquitin-dependent protein catabolic process. The record is from RefSeq and is a predicted model, not a curated record. Lineage: Eukaryota; Fungi; Basidiomycota; Agaricomycetes; Boletales; Suillaceae. Bases 497 to 1678 code for a protein of 393 amino acids. The transcript has 7 exons. Gene Ontology annotation, cellular component: nucleus; cytosol; proteasome regulatory particle, lid subcomplex. Gene Ontology annotation, molecular function: structural molecule activity.
CAUGAUACGUGUGUCUCAUGCCUCACAUAUAGACAUCUAUUACCGACCUAUUCUUCUCUACAAAUUUGCAAGGUUUGAAGCCUCGAGGCACUGAAACCACGUCUUGCCACCCCUAUUGACAGCAACAGGGAAGUAUAGUCUUAUUACGGCUGGCACAGGUGAUGUGCUGCAGACGUCAGCCUGUGAAAAGACCAUCAAACCUAAGUUUAUGAAAUUCUUCCUGGCCAUUAACUUUCUUGUCGUCUUCACGCAUAUCCGGUCAUCAUGACUGACUCGCAACCAUCUAGACCACAGCCGUCAAGGUGGCAAUCAAUUCAGUAUUUGCCCAUGUUAUUUUUUAAGGCUCUUGUCAAACAAAGCCAAAUCUUCGCUACCACGCUUCUACGCCUUGUGUGGGACAGGACGUACGCGUCACGUCUAUUUCACCGCAACACUCAAUUCUCAUAUAUCACAAAGGACAUUGAACAUAGACCACGUUGUGUGCAGUGAGGAAACCAUGCCAUCGUCUAUAUCAAUGCCCGCAGAACUCCCAAAACCGCCGAAACUGGAUCUGGAGGAGUUCAUCGCUACUGCCCUGUCAGCUACGCCAGCGGAACUUCAUCCAUUCUUUGAAUCUUUCGCCAAACUCCACACGAGAAAGCUAUGGCACCAGUUAACGCUCAAACUAUAUGAGUUUUUCGACCACCCGUUGUCCAAGCCUUUCCGUGUGGAUGUGUUUGAGCGAUUCGUGCGCGACUUUGAGUCCAAACUGAACCAACUAAAACUUGUGGAGAUGGGGACUAAAGUGUCGAAGGAGAUUGACAACCCGCAAACACAGCUUAUGUUCCUCAACUCCAUACUUUCUCGGAUUGAUGCCGAGACAUCACAGGAGGCAUAUGUGCUGCUGCUUGCAAAUAUUGCAUAUGCAAAGCUGGUGUACGGUGAUUUAGAGGGUACCAAGACUGAUAUGGAUACUGCCUGGAAAACACUCGAUCGACUGGAAGGAGUUGACACUGCCGUCAACGCUUCGUAUUACAAAGUUGCCGCUGACUACUAUAAGGCCAAAGCAGAAUAUGCACCAUAUUAUAAGCAUUCGCUGCUGUACCUGGCAUGUGUCGACGUAGCAACAGACCUUACUUCAGAAGAACGUUUACUGCGCGCACACGACCUUGGUAUUUCGGCAUUUCUCGGCGACACCAUCUAUAAUUUUGGGGAGCUGUUGAUGCACCCAAUACUGGAUGCGCUGGAUAACACGCAGUAUGAUUGGAUCAAGAAGCUGUUGUUCACAUUCAACGAAGGCAACAUUGGUAAAUUCGAAGCAUUGGCGCCACUAUUUCCGCAGGAGCCGAUUCUGGAAGAGAACUACCCGUUCCUUCGACAGAAGAUAUGUUUGAUGGCGCUGAUCGAAUCAGUGUUCAAGAGGAACGCGAAUGACCGAACGAUGUCUUUCCAGACUAUCGCCGAGGAGACGCGACUUCCAGUUGACGAAGUGGAACAUCUGAUCAUGAAAGCACUGAGCCUCAAGUUGAUACGAGGUUCUUUGGACCAGGUAGAUCAAAAGGCGCGGAUCACGUGGGUUCAACCUCGUGUUCUGUCUCGCACACAAAUAGGCGAACUGGCGACGCGACUGGGAGGAUGGAUAGAGAAGUUGGGGAGCGUGGAGCAAAGGAUGGCCCCGCAAGUUUCUGCGGCGGCGUGAGUACAUUCGAAGUGUACAUAGGGAGAGGAAGGAGAUUAAUGCCAAGGUGACUGUCUCGGAGCAAGAAUGAUCGAUGACAUCGAUGACAUGCUGCAUUCAUUGGAUGAAUUUUUAGAAGGGGACACGCUGCGGUUCCGGAUCAGAUACGAAGGUUGUAACGGUUAUUUGCGAGCACGUUGAGGCACGAUGCAUGACAUGGGGGGACUGAUGAGUAGGAUAUAGAACUGAUAUGAGUAUGUUUGAACCGUAGGGAAGGAGUGUUUGAGCCGUAUUCUGCCGUAGGAGGCACUGCAAGUUGAAUGCAAGGCUACCUCAUUUAGGGUAUAACAACAUGCA